UCUGUCAAACCCAGCUGCCAAAAGGCUCCUACAAAUUUUCACUUUCUCACAAUUCUGUUUCAAUUUUUUUUCUCGCUCAAAAAAAAUCAAAAAUUUACCCAAAAUCAAAAAUAUACACUUACACCGCCCACAACAAGACAAGAGACCGAAAAAACCAAAUAACAAAUCCCAACAAAAGAAAAUAGGAGAAACCAAGCGAAGGCCACAUGAACAGCGAUCGAAAUCCAAUCCGAUUCAAAAGAAACUGAUCUCUCGUUCAUAGAUAAAAGUUCCGCUGUGUGAUCUUCACAAUUGAGAGCUAAAAGAGCCCACUUUUCCGGACCCCUGUCCUUUGACCCUGAUCCUCGAUUCACCGAUAUUCAACAGAUAUCCUUUCUAACCCAAAAGAGAGCCAGAAAGACGGCAGCAGUGGCAGAUUCUUCUAGAAGAAAAGAAAAGCCAGAAGAAUCUAACCACCCGCUCUCCAUGCCCUCAAGGAAAUCGAUCAUCUCAAACAGCAUUCAAAAACUUAAAGCUUAAGAUUUUAAAGUCUGAAAUCUCUCGAAAAUCUCUCAGAUAGCGACAUCAACCGAUGCACCUAAAAGCCGGCAGCUAGAAAUUGGAAACUUAAAGGGAUCAAUAGCCUGGUCAGAACCGAGAUUCUAGGAGCAAUAAAACCAUCGCAAUUUUAGGCAGUCACAUCCGACAUCCUAUCAAUCAAUCAAGGAGCAACAGUUCAGUCAACAGAUCUAUAACUCUUUUUUUUGGCCCAAUUGACACCAAAAACGAAUAAAAAACAAAAAAAAAACCACUUAUGUAACUUUUUUUGAAGCCCACAAUAAGGACGAGUUUAAAACCGCAACGCACAACCAAGUUUCGAGCAAAACAGUUUAAAUUAAAACGCGCAAAAAACGUAAAAGACAGUUACAAAAAUCCGUGAAAAUACAAAACACCAAAAUAAAGAAAUGCAAACGCGACUUUAAUACAAAUCCACUGACAAACGCUUGCUAAACGCUUUUUUCCGGUUCAGCAGAGGUCAGCUCAGCGAAAGUUUCAACUCGGCAAAUAAAAAAGUUACCAAAAAAAAAAGGAAAACAUAUAAAUGCAAACGUAAAAUCCGUCAAGGACAUGAUUCAAUCGAGUAAUUGAGCGCGCAAAAUUCAAAAAGUCAUCAUUCCACACAAAACACCCGUAACGAAAAAGAGUUGAUGCAGGAGUAAAAAGAAGACAAGCUGAAUACAAAAUACAAAUUUAUUAAAAGUUCAAUUUCGAAAGUCACCGAUUCGAUUCGCGGUUUUUGAAAGAGCCACCUUGAAAUUCUAAAGUGUUCGAGCAACGAUUUUUGCAAACGUUCGGUUUCAGGCAGCCAGUCCUUAAGCUUUGUCCCCCGAGAUAAUUAUAUAUUGACGUCGGCUAUAUUUAUAACAUACAUAUAUAUAUCCGAUCGAAUCACCAACCCCGAAGGUAAUCUUCAAAAGCACACACGCACACUCAACACCAAAAUACAAAAAGAGCUACCGAAAAUGGCAUCCGAACUGGAUCAAUUCGCCGACCUGGAACUCUCGAAGGAGGAUCGUGAACAGAUCUUCGAUCCGCCACUGGAUCGACAGCAGUUGGAAGGUGCUGGCACCUCAAGUGUUACGACAUCAAAAAUCUUAAUAAGCGGCAUACCGAUGCAAACACGUUUCGAAGACAUCGAACCGCUACUGAAGCCCUAUGGCAUCGUCAAACAGUGUGAGGCUAUUUCUAGUAAGGAUCAAAAUACUCAAACAGUACAUAUAACAUUCGAAAAUCCUGAGCAGGCGCAAAGAGCUGCUGGUGGUCUAAACGGUGUCGAGUUCGAGGGUAGCAAGCUGCAUGCCGAGCAGCUGGACAAAAACCAGCGGCGUAGCCAGCGCAACCAGCGCAAUCCGUAUCCGGGGAUGCCCGGCCCCGGACGACAGGCGGACUUCCCGCUACGCAUCCUUGUGCAGAGCGAGAUGGUGGGUGCCAUCAUUGGCCGCCAGGGCAGCACCAUCAGGACGAUCACACAACAGAGCCGUGCUCGCGUCGACGUCCAUCGCAAGGAGAACGUUGGCUCGCUGGAGAAAUCGAUCACGAUCUAUGGCAAUCCGGAGAACUGCACCAAUGCCUGCAAGCGCAUCCUGGAAGUGAUGCAGCAGGAGGCCCUCUCAACGAAUAAGGGAGAACAACUCUCCCCCGAUUGCAGUGAAAUUUGCCUCAAAAUACUCGCCCACAACAAUCUGAUUGGACGGAUUAUUGGCAAGUCGGGCAAUACCAUCAAACGGAUCAUGCAGGACACCGAUACGAAGAUCACCGUCAGCUCGAUCAACGACAUCAACAGCUUCAACUUGGAGCGGAUCAUCACGGUCAAGGGAUUGAUUGAGAACAUGUCGCGUGCUGAGAACCAGAUUAGCACCAAACUGCGCCAAAGCUACGAGAACGACCUGCAGGCGAUGGCGCCGCAGAGCCUCAUGUUCCCCGGUCUCCAUCCCAUGGCAAUGAUGUCGACACCGGGCAACGGCAUGGUCUUCAAUACGAGCAUGCCGUUCCCCUCGUGUCAAAGCUUUGCCAUGUCCAAGACCCCGGCCAGCGUGGUGCCACCGGUCUUCCCCAAUGACCUGCAGGAGACCACCUAUCUCUACAUACCGAACAACGCUGUCGGCGCCAUCAUAGGCACUAAGGGCUCGCACAUCCGGAGCAUCAUGCGCUUCUCGAACGCAUCCCUCAAAAUAGCCCCCCUUGACGCCGACAAGCCGCUGGACCAACAAACGGAGCGCAAGGUGACGAUUGUUGGCACACCGGAGGGUCAGUGGAAGGCGCAGUACAUGAUCUUCGAGAAGAUGCGCGAGGAGGGCUUCAUGUGUGGCACGGACGACGUGCGCCUCACAGUUGAAUUGCUUGUGGCGAGCUCUCAGGUGGGUCGCAUUAUUGGCAAGGGUGGCCAGAAUGUGCGCGAAUUGCAGCGCGUGACGGGCAGCGUGAUCAAGUUGCCGGAGCAUGCACUUGCACCGCCAUCCGGCGGCGAUGAGGAGACACCGGUGCACAUUAUCGGACCAUUCUACAGCGUACAGUCUGCACAGCGACGCAUCCGAGCCAUGAUGCUGUCGACAAAUCCGCCGCCAAUAACCAAAAAACAGAAAGCUGCCAAAGAACAAUUGCAACAACAGCAACAGAGCCUCGCCGGAGCUGCGACCAGCGGGUCCCAGCAGCAGCAACAGCAGCAGCCACAGUCGCCAUCGCAACAGCAGGCGCUGCCGCCGCAAUUGCAUCAUCAGCCAGUGUCGUCUGCGUCGUCAUCGUCGACGACGCCUGCACACCAUCAGCAGCAAGCGUCGACGGCAGCGACCUCACACCAGUUGCAGCAACAGCAACAGCAGCAGCAGCCAUCGCCGCCGCCACCGGGCAAUGCAACUGCGGCCGCAGCCCAGCAGCAGCAGCAGCAGCUGGCGAGCUCACAGCAGUGAGCGGUAAACAUCGAUGAAUAAGAACACCGGCGCCGUAGCAGCAACACUAAUAGCAGAAACAGCAGCAACAUCAGCAAUAGUAGCAGCAGCAACAGCAGCAACAUCAACAUCAACGGCAGCAGCAACAGCGCCAACAAUAGCCAAGGCAGGGUUUUCUUCUGUUGAUACUACCUCCACAACAACACACCCAUAAUCUUCAAUCCCCCAAUAAUCACCCACUACUAUUUACAACCCCGUAAUUACAUGCUAACCGUAGGCGCCACCUUUGUGCUGGCACAGGCGACGGCAAAAGUAAGCAAAUAACCUGGAGCAUAAACAAAAACAAAAUCAUAUAGGGCAACACACCAAGUACAUCAAAAAGUGUCCCGUGCGAAGAAGCUGUACUGGUUUUAAUGAGUGAAUUGCAACUUUAACAAGAAGCAUAGCAAAAGUCACACACACACACACACAGCAAGAAAAACAAUAACAACAUUCUUCAUUUGCAUACUAAGAAAUAAAGAGAAAACUUAAAUAGAAAGCGCAAUCAAUCACCCAAACUACUAAAAACUAAAGAAAAAACACCCAGCCCCAACCUUGUGUUGUUGUUCUGUUAGGUGUAAAAUUUUGUGUCGGUUAACAAUUCGGCACCGCCCAACAAGUUUUCUUUUUCAAGGCAGUGUGGCACUAUGUCUUGAAAUAUUCAUAGUUUUUUUUAAAGUAAACAAUAUUUUCAACAACAACACAAACAGUCAAAGUAACUAAAGAGAAAGCCCCCAAAUUUAUCAACUCACAAUUUAAAUGCAAGAAGGGAAAUUAAAGGAUAAAGAAGGAAAGUUUAGUAGUGUAUGCGUUAUAUUUUUUUUAAAUAUAUUUAAAUAUAAAACGUUUAUUUUUAAUUAUUUUUUUUUAACAAAGAUUUAGUAAGCGUAUAUUAGGUGGAAAGAAUAUAAGAAGAGAAGUGAGCAAAGCGCAAGAGAAUGAGAUUGAGAAUCAAGAAAAAAAAGGAACAAACAUUUGUUUGGUUCCAACACAACCGAAAAUUGUACACAAGCAAAAAUUAUAACCAAGGAAAAUCAAACAAAAAAAAAAAAAGAAAACAAUACAGACAUGGAAAACAACAAAAGCGUCAAAAACACAAAAACAUAACUAUUUUGAGCCCACGAUCCACAACAAAAAAUGUAAAGAAUGUUUCUAUCAAGCACUCAUUUCUGGGUUAUAACAAAUGUAUAACAGUUGAUAAAGUUAUGUGUACAAUGUGCAACAGUUGAUGCAACUGUUGGCGCACCCACUGUUAUACGUAGUAUAACAGACCUCAACCCAAACCCCAAACCACCAAAAAGAAACCACUAUCUAUGUAUACAAUAUCGUUAAGAGCUGUACUGGAUGGAUUGAUGGACGGAUGAGUGUGUAUAUUGGGACUAUAUCGAUAGAAAGGGAUGUGGAUGGAACAAGAAACGCCAGCGAGAGCAAUGUUUACUGUACUGUACAGCUGUAAAAUAGUUUUUUCGAUGCCCGAAACGUUGUUUGUAAGGAUGGAUACGACGAAUACCAGUCAUUUUUUUUUUGCAAGGUAACGAGUUACAAGAAUUGUUGAUUAUACUUAGUGCGAAAGCAGCCGAAGGAGAAGACAAAGGAUCGAGAGGAUAUAAGAACGCUACAGCAAAUGCAAAAAGCGAGAGAUAGUGUUAAUAAAAACUAUUGUAAUGUGUUUGCCUUGAAAUGAAAACAAAACUAACUAGAAAUGAAAUAACGGUGCUGAAAUGUUAAUUUUUUUUAAUCGAUCAGUUAACGUUAAGUGUUACGUUAUAACGUUUGAGCGUGUAUGAGAGACAAGCUGUUAUACAUGGAUGGGACACUGCACUACACAAGAACAUAAGCCAGCCAAUCCGCACCCAAAUCAAAGUCUAAUUCAUAGCCACGAAGCAAUAAAAACCGAAGGAUGCAUUUUGUAGAAAUCGUAAAUGUAGCGGAAACGGACAAUAUAUUACCAUAACCGUAUGACCAAAAUACCAUAGCUAGAGGCCGCAACCCAAGUAACUGAAUCGGAGCAACAAACAAUCAAACUACAAUCUACACCAGCCAAAAUAAGCAACAAUAGCAAUAGCCCAAUUUUGUGUUGUUUUGAAAUAGCUAUUAUCUAAUUAUUAACUAUAUAUUUUUUUUGUAACGUAAAUGUUAAACAAAUUGCUAUUCCAUAGAAUUAAUGUUACGAAGUAGUUGAACGAACAGACAGUCAAGCAAAUCAAAUUAAAUCAAAUCAAAGCCCCAAUCCCUAUCGAUCCAACCCUUUUGUUUGUAUAACACUUGCUUCGGAGGCAGACAGUUUAAAAACACCACAAAAAAAUCAAGGCAAAAUCAACAUUUCGGCAAAAAACAAAAAGCAAACCUAAAAAAAUACAACAUUUCGGUCAAACAAGCAAAAAAAAGAGAAACUUUUGAGCUGAACAUAAUUUUGGAUGAAAUAAAAUUAAUACAAAUUUUGGAUAAAAACUGAAAACCAUCUACAAGCGUGUACAAGCUUUAGGACAGCCCAAUUUUUGAAAUAUCACAUUUUCUUAGUUCUUUUUAAGAAGAAACAAAAGAAAACAAGCAGAAGCAGAAAAGAUGAAGAAUUUGAAGAAGAUUGAAAAAGUAAUUAAAAUACCUCAAUGUAAGUGCAUUAUCUUCUACAAAAAAAAAAAAAUAAAAAAAUAAAACUAAAAACAAA
This is a messenger RNA of Drosophila gunungcola (fruit fly), 6132 nucleotides long. RefSeq names its product insulin-like growth factor 2 mRNA-binding protein 1 (gene Imp). The record is from RefSeq and is a predicted model, not a curated record. Gene Ontology annotation, cellular component: cytoplasm; nucleus. NCBI's taxonomy places the organism in Eukaryota, Metazoa, Arthropoda, Insecta, Diptera, Drosophilidae. Gene Ontology annotation, biological process: regulation of gene expression. Gene Ontology annotation, molecular function: mRNA binding.